GAACACAUCGCUUCCUGAAGGCUUGUUUUGCAGGGAAACGGACAGUAUCUGUUUUGGGUCCGUGCAUUCUGGCAUUAACUUAUGUUACCUAGAUUUUUCAUAUUGACCUGACAGCGUAAGGUCACCGUUUCCCGUCUCUCUUAACAGCUUUAGUUGCUUGCUACGGUGGGCGCCUUAAUUCUGCGGCUUCACGGGAAGAUGGUUCUGUCAACAUCACAACAAGUCGCUCUGGCUUUCACGGCCGUGCUUUUCACGUUUGUGGUGCUGCCGCGGUUGUACGGCUUUGGUAGUGGAACUCCGGCGAAGGACUCCAAAUUGGACACUCGUUACAGCAGAAAAGCAGGUCCAGGCCCAGGCCCAGCAAGAGGUCAGCCCAUCAAUGUGAAUGGCGCUGGCACACAUCAGUCCCCAGAGAACUUGCAGCAGAUGAAGAAACGGGUGGAGCAAGAGCUGAAGAGUGACAAAUACAAAUCUAACAGCAAUAAAGGCUAUGUGUUCACACUGAUGCCUCUCUAUGCCAUUGGAGUGGGAGUGUUUGCAGCAUACAAGUUUUUGAAGAUCAAGUCUGCGGAUGACAAGGCACAAAAGGACAAAUUUGCAAAAGGGGCCAAAAAAUCAAUGGAAGCAGAGAACCAAUUGAAUGAGCUGGAACAAAGGCUUGCACAAACAGAAAGGAUGCUCAAUUCCAUCCUCACCCAGCUGGAUCCACUGACCAACUGCGUGAAGUCAGUGGCCCAGGAGCAGAAGAAUGAGAUCAUGUCUCAACUGCAGACCAUUCGGUACCUGAUGAAGAAGAGAGGAAUGGACUGUCCACCCCUGAAUGCCACCAAUGGUUCUUGCGAGCGCAAUUUGGACGACCUGAUUGAGUCCCUCGGAGCAAGCGAUACUUCGGCAGCAAUGGACAAGCAGCCCUCCGCAGAGAAAGCAGAGGCUUCGGAAACAAUUUAUGAAAAGCAUCCAGACGUUAAACAUGAUGCGGCAACUGAAGGGGAAGAGAUGAAAGAGCUUAGACCAGAGGAGUGUGAUGGAGAAGCAGCAGUGGAAGAAUGUGAUGGAGAGGAGGAGGGAGGAUGGGAGCACUCGGAGCUCAUACCUUCUCUCGAAGGCUCAUGUGAGACAAACGCUGAGGGGGUUGGAGUGGAGCAGCUUGCAUCUGGCCUCAGGCGACGCAACAGGCCUGAAUGAACCUGCUGCAGGACUUCUGCACUGUAGAGAAAUGUGACAUUAUUAUGAAUAUUUAUUCUUUCAAAAUGUUUGAUUCCAAAAUGUCUGCAUAGUCACCGAGAACAUAUAAUGCACUCUUUAGGAAAAGAAGGCACAGGGUCCUUUUAUGUGUUCCCAAAGAGCAGCCCAAACUACUACUGGAGAUAGCCAAAGUCAGUCUGCGCUGUGUGUUUUAGGUCAGUUUAAUAUCUGCAGAAAAGUUAGUGGAGUGGGUCUGAAGUGUGAGUGAAAGGGGAGAAAUGAAAGUCUUAGUAAGAUGUUCAACCUUAUUCUUUACCAGAUUUGGGAAACAGCUUCUUCCAAAAAAAGAACUGAUGAUGGUGAUUUAUUUAUUUUGUCCUCCCUUCUGAUGUCCACCAAAAAAAUCUUACGAACAAAGCUGCUCAAGAUUUAACUAAAGUAGUAACCGGGUACAUCACCUGCAAACACAGUGCAUUCAUCACAAUCUGCCUUUAAAUAAUAACAGUUUGUGUGUGGGAACAUUAUUUUGUUUAUAUACCAGCCUCCAAGUUAUUUUCUCACAAUAAGCAAACAGCCUUUGAGGUGGAUAAACUGACGAGGUCAACAAACUUCAGUUUGUGAAGUUCUGCUUGUUCGUUGUGGUGCAUAAAAAGAGAACAAGCAGUUUCCUUCACUUCUGUCAGUUAUUUUUAGAUGCUAAUCUAUUAGAGUUUUGUUUCCCUGAUAUUCAUUUCAUUUGGAUCUUGCUUCAAUAUUGAAACUAAACGUUUAAAGAGUCUGUAUUCUGUGAGGUGUGGGUGACGGGCGUAACUGGUACUUCUAAUAUCAUUAAUGAUGGCUGUGCUCCACACGUGUGCAGGAAGUCAUUUUUUUUUUAGAUGGUUUCAUCUUUGCUUGUCCCACCACUACACAUCAGCGCACCUGCUGUUGAGCUCAUUGUUCCCCAUGAUCAUAACAUUAGAGCUUUCAGUGUUGGUGUGUGCUGCCACCUUCAGACUGCUGUUGGACUAGCAAGCAUUCAGCUGAGAGGUCAGUUCAGGCCACACUCAUAUGGGUUAGUUCUUACCUAUACAAAAAUGUUAGUUUUGAAUAGAUUCAAAAUCCUUCCUGUGCUAAUAAUAAUAGAACUAAGUGUGAGCUCUGGCCUGUGUUGUUUAUACAUCGAAACAUAAUUGCAUGUUUCAUUUCCUUCUUUCUUGUGUGCACAUGCGUGACUGCAUGCUGCUUCUGUUUCUUUCUGUGAACAAUGACAAUCAUUUGGUGUGCCAGAAACACAUGAGCUUGUAUUUGUGUUUCUUUCAACAUCAGUAAUCAUUUUACCUCCUGUUGCUUUUAUUUAUUUUAAAGGAGUUUAUUUUCUGUCUUUUGCUGAUGUGAGUUAAUAACAAAUGGUACAUCUAUGAAUGAAGUUAUGUUUAAGUCCUAUUGAGCAUGUUUGUCAUUGGCAUCUAAAUCUGCUGUGUAGGUCAAAUGCUGAUGUAGGAAAAUGAGUUGAAUGAAGUUAAAAUAAUAGAAAUUUAGGCUCUCCUGAUUAAUGGGAUUUAUUGUGUAGUAAUAUCAGACCAAAACACGACUCCUUAUUACAGUGCAGCCAAAAAAUCUUUGCAUUAUAUGUGAAAAAAUAUGAACUCUAGAUACAGGGUGUGUUUGUCCAAAUAUAUUUCACAGUUCUGACACUACAUAUUUAUUAACGUGUCAAAAACCACUAAUGUUUGCCUUAAUCUACUUACUGUUUUAUAUUGUUUUCCCUUUAUGCAUAUUAGCAUUUGUGUAUUCAGUGUUGUGUGUUUUAUGCUGAGUCAACAAACUUAGCUUG
Archocentrus centrarchus (flier cichlid) is the source of this 3001-nucleotide messenger RNA. RefSeq lists its product as uncharacterized. The record is from RefSeq and is a predicted model, not a curated record. Gene Ontology annotation, biological process: synaptic transmission, cholinergic; protein localization to cell surface. NCBI's taxonomy places the organism in Eukaryota, Metazoa, Chordata, Actinopteri, Cichliformes, Cichlidae. Bases 199 to 1185 code for a protein of 328 amino acids. The transcript is spliced from 6 exons. Gene Ontology annotation, cellular component: neuron projection; intracellular membrane-bounded organelle; neuronal cell body.